Molecule: messenger RNA, 6450 nt
Organism: Oncorhynchus gorbuscha (pink salmon)
Lineage: Eukaryota; Metazoa; Chordata; Actinopteri; Salmoniformes; Salmonidae
Product: sodium- and chloride-dependent taurine transporter-like
Exons: 14
Coding region: 208-2088 (626 amino acids)
Biological process (GO): neurotransmitter transport; taurine transmembrane transport; sodium ion transmembrane transport
Cellular component (GO): plasma membrane
Molecular function (GO): taurine:sodium symporter activity
Source: RefSeq, a predicted model, not a curated record
UUAAGAAGAAGCUCUCCUGUUGCACUGGGAGGUUGGCCGGUGUUUUUCCACACAUGGUCACCCAUUUUAAGAGACAAAGGUCAGAAAGAAAACCUUAUAAAUAACAUUUACCGCCGUAAGUCUCACUAUUCAACACGCCGUCCACCGUACUACACUGAAGGGACUGAUCAAUUCUAAAGGAAUAAAAUCAAUUCAAGCCAAUACAGCAUGGCACAGAAAGAGAAGCUCCAGUGUCUGAAGGACUUCCAUAAGGACACGCUGAAGCCUUCCCCGGGGAAGAGCCCUGGCACCCGGCCCGAGGACGAGGCAGAGGGGAAGCCCGUCCAGAGGGAGAAGUGGAACUCCAAGCUUGACUUUAUCCUGUCCGUCGCUGGGGGCUUCGUGGGUUUAGGGAACGUCUGGCGUUUCCCAUACCUCUGCUAUAAGAAUGGCGGAGGUGCAUUUCUCAUCCCGUACUUCAUCUUCCUCUUUGGCGGAGGUCUCCCUGUGUUUUUCCUGGAGGUGGCCCUCGGACAGUACACCUCCGAGGGUGGAAUCACCUGCUGGGAAAAGCUUUGCCCCAUCUUUACUGGUAUCGGCUACGCUUCGAUUGUGAUUGUGUCCCUCCUGAACAUCUACUACAUAGUGAUUCUGGCCUGGGGUUUGUACUACCUGUUCCAGUGCUUCCAGCCGGAGCUGCCCUGGGCCAAGUGUAAGAACUCCUGGAACACAGACCGCUGUGUGGAGGACACCGUCCGUAAGAACAAGACCCUGAUGCUGGCCACUAACAUCACCAACUUCACCUCGCCUGUCACUGAGUUCUGGGAACGUAACGUCCUUAGCAUCUCCAGUGGCAUCGAUGAAAUCGGGGAGGUCAAGUGGGACCUUGCUCUGUGUCUGCUGGGGGUCUGGGUCAUCUGUUUCUUCUGUAUCUGGAAGGGAGUCAAAUCCACUGGGAAGGUUGUGUACGUCACUGCUACCUUCCCCUUCGUCAUGCUGAUCAUUCUGUUGAUCCGCGGCGUCACUCUGCCGGGAGCAUCUGAAGGAAUCAAGUUCUACCUGUACCCAGACCUGCAACGUCUCAAAGACCCUGAGGUUUGGAUCGAUGCAGGCACUCAGAUCUUCUUCUCCUAUGCCAUCUGUCUGGGAGCUAUGACGUCACUGGGGAGCUACAACAAAUACAAAUACAACUGCUAUAGGGACUGUUUGCUGCUGGGAGGCCUCAACAGCGGUACCAGUUUUGUGUCUGGCUUCGCAAUAUUUUCCGUCCUGGGCUUCAUGGCACAAGAGCAAGGGGUGGACAUUGCCGAUGUGGCAGAGUCAGGUCCUGGCUUGGCCUUCAUUGCCUAUCCUAAAGCUGUGUCUAUGAUGCCGCUGCCAACCUUCUGGGCUAUUCUCUUCUUCAUCAUGCUUCUGCUACUGGGUCUCGACAGUCAGUUUGUGGAAGUGGAAGGACAGAUCACCUCCUUGGUGGAUCUGUAUCCCUCCUUCCUAAGGAAGGGUUACCGUCGGGAACUUUUUAUAGCAACAGUGUGCUCCAUAAGCUAUCUUCUGGGACUUACCAUGGUUACUAGGGGUGGCAUGUAUGUCUUUCAGCUCUUUGACUACUAUGCAGCCAGCGGUGUGUGCCUUUUGUGGGUUGCAUUCUUUGAAUGUAUUGCUGUAGCCUGGGUUUAUGGCGUUGAUAAUUUCUAUGAUGCGAUUGAAGACAUGAUUGGCUACAGACCAAAUGCCUGGAUGAAAUGGAGCUGGUCUUUUAUCACACCUCUUCUUUGUGUGGGUUGCUUUGUCUUCUCCUUGGUCAAAUACAAACCUUUGACUUACAACAAGGUCUACGAGUACCCCGACUGGUCCAUCGGUGUGGGCUGGACUCUGGCCCUGACUUCUAUGAUCUGUAUUCCUAUGGUGGUGGUCAUCAAGAUCAUCCAGUCCGAUGGACCACUCAUAGAGAGAAUCAAGGCUGUGGCAGCUCCGCUGGGAGGUGCUAGCUCCCGUCCAGUCGACCACCGUCCCAAGGGCAUGUCUGCCGAGCUGGCCUACCCCCUGGACCCUAACGGGAACAACGGCCUGAUCAAGCCCACCCACACUAUUGUAGAAACUAUGAUGUGAGCGCUCUCUGUGAGAGGAACGAAUUUUAAAUAAGAAAAAAAGAAAAAAAAAGAAAUGACCCGCUUUCUAUGUUAUUAUACUAUAUUAUCACUAAACUAGUUAUAGGACCAGGUUUACAUUGCUAUGUAUCUGCACUAGGAGUCUUCUUUUUGUUUUUGUUUUCUACAGAGGAAGUUACAUUAUUGGUUUCCUGUCUAUGUUUUUAAUAUUUUUUAUUAAACUAUUGUUAUUAAUAUUACUGUUAUUACGAUUAAUGUAGUUAGAAGGAAAUGUAGAUUUCCAUGCCACUUGGAGCAAGCAGAAUCAGUACAUGGUCCAUUUUUACUUCUUCUUCUUUCCUGUAGAACUAUAAGCGGUCGUAUCUAUUUUAGGAAUCCUUUUUUUUUUUAAGAGAAGAAAAUACAUAAUACAAAAAGGGCCGUAUAAAACCGUAAGAACUAAAUGUGUGUCAUGUUUUGAGCAGUAACAUUUGACUAUGUCAUGUUUGUAUCUAGAUCAACCUAGCCCCUCUCUCUUCUCAGCUUAACUAAUGUCUAUAGUACGAUAAUAUCGUGGAGGUGGUGCCCCCCUUGUAUACAGUGAGAUUAGUCGAGUGUUGUUUGUCGUCGAUGUUUGUUGUAAAAUUACAACUGAACCUGAACGUGCCUCCACUACUAGGCAGCGUUCAUGGUCCAGAGCAUCUCAUCUACAGUUGCUAAAAAGUUAGGGUUUUAAAAUACUGCCCUGGUCUGGAAUACUGGUUUUUGACACAACUAUUUGCUAGAAGGUACUUGAGCACCUUGCAGCAAUUGUUCUGUCUGUAUAAAUAACACUGCAGUACAACCUAGCUUUUUAGUGCCGGCAACUGUACCUGGCUCUGACUGUGGAGGCACAAACCUGUCCUCCUUGUACAGUGUCUAGUGUACAUACAUACAGUCAGCCCAACUCCAUUUUAAAGUAGACUAUACUAUGCUGGUGAAGGACACUACUGCUACAUGCCAUCCAUCCCAGUGCAUACAAUAGCUACAUCAUACGUCUUUCAAGUCUGUGAUUUAAUUAUUUGCACUAAGUAACGAAGUGAGUUUUUUUCCUUUAUUCUUAGUGUUUUAGUGUGUUGUUGUAUCGCUGGCUAUAGAUAGAGGACAUGACAUAGUGGCAAGUUAACAGCAAGCACAACAUCACACUAUAUAAUGCAUAUAGCAUCUCUUGAGUCUGUCUCUCUAAUGGACUGACAGGAGCCUAAAGGACCUGCCACAAUAACUUUACACAUUAAUGUAAACUCCCCAUACAGUAAAUAUUGAUCAUAAAAAUUGAUUAAGGAACCAUUCAAAAUGCAAGCAGACUGCUUCUCAAUCACAUCGAUCAGAUCUUUCUAUUGAAUUUCUGCAGGCUAGGUCAGUGUACAUUCUGAUGUAAUGAUAAUACAUAUGGGUAAUUGAUUAAUAUACUAACUUAUACUAUCCACUUCCUCCAGCCUUUUCACACUCCCUAUCUAUCGGUUGUCAUAUCUUAGUAUAGUUUUAAAUAUUAUAAUUGUACAGCUUUUCAAAGAGGCAGAAACAAUUCAAACAAAAACCUGUUGGAAUUUGAAGCGUUUAUGAUUCACAAUGCAAAGAUAUUCUUAGAAUGGAAUGUUGAAAUGUGAAACCACAUGCAGUGAAACGGAAGCUUCGCUUAAUUCUAUUGAUUCUAUUCCAUAAAAAAAAAAAAAAUCGUCCCCCCCCCAGGGGUAUAAAUUCAGAACGUUUAGUUUAUUGUACUUUGAUUGUUUUUCAAUCACGUUUUUGCCUUUUUUGUAUUCAAAAUGUAAAAUGACCACCCCGUCACCAGUUAUUAAUACUUCCUGAGGAUGUAACGUCAUUUAACAACCUACUGUUCAUCAACAAAACUGCAAUUUGUAAUGUGCAAUACUUCGUAGAAAGAUAAGUAUUUUUUCACUCUGUUUUUCAAAUAGGUGGUACUUUUAACUUUGUAGAGAGAAAUAAAAAAUAAAACACUUGCUUAAACAAUGCAAGAGACAAAAUUACGACAAUUUCAGGGGCCAAAGAAAACCUACCACAAAAUCUUAUGCCAUAAUAUCAACAAAGAAACAACGUUCAAUGCAGUAGUAUCGCUUUCUGUCAUAACACACAGAAUUUGAUUAAUCUUUAUCAAAAAUAUUACACGUUUUAAAAUAUCUGGAGUUGCAAAGAAAAGUUAUCCUGCCAUUUUAUAAUGACUAUCUCAAAUCUGAUUUGGUAGUCGGAAUUGGCCUGUGAGGUUCGGUGACAUUCUGAAAUGAUGCUGCCGCCAAACAUAAGCCUGUCUAUCUACCGUAGUGCUGUUUGUUUGUACAGAAGAUGUAUUAUGUCGCACAGAAACGAACCGCUAGUUGUUAGCUAGCUAGGUACCUGUAAAAAAAAAAUGCUAGUAGUUAGCGAGCUAGGUACCUUACAGGUGUUGUAUCAAAGAAGCUUACUGAAAAACCAAAUGAGAAUACAUUAUUACAGUGAAGAUAUUGACACCCAGUCCCAUCGCUGGAGAUUGGAGAAGUCUCUGCUUGUGUUCUAAAUGGCACCCUAUUCUCUACAUAGUGAACUAAUUUUGACACAGGUCUCUGGUCAAAAGUAGUGCAUUAUAUAGGGAAUAGGGUGUCAUUUGGAUCGCAUUCUCCAUUUCCAUUGAGAUGAGCUGUCUAUAAUCAGACAGGCUACUGAUCCCUACAGAUAGAAAACAUAAUGUUAAAGUUAUCUAACUCUCCUGCCUCAUACAUUACAUGUCAUUACAUACCAGCCCAUCCUUUUUAAGAAUGUACAAGGGGGAAAUGUUUUUAAUCCAUGAAGAAGAAACAUUUUUCAAAUACAAUUUGAAAGAUUUUAUUUUUUAUUUCUAUGGCGCUAAAUAACCUGUAAAACAAAAAUGUGUGUUUUAAAACAGGGUUUUACUGAGAAAAACAUUAAACCUUUUUAUUUCUUAAUAAAAAACAAAACAUUUUUGGAAAAAAGCUUUUUGCUUUUCUCAUGUGUAGUGUCCUUUAGUGAGUCUAUAGGCCACAGAAUAAAGCAGGGAUCUUGCACUUUAGUCACUCGACAUUCACGACCCCAAUAAUAAUAAUUGAUUGGAUUUACAGAGCGCUUUACAAAGUAAGGGGGAAGCUCACCUCAUCCACCACCAAUGUGUAGCCAUGGCAGCCAUUUUGAAAAAUAAAUCCCACCACACAACAGCUCUCAUAGUGGAGAGGUGAGGAAGACCCAUUGCUGGGAGUAUGGACCCAGUGCUCCCUCCCAAACCCCCCUAAAGCAGCUACAUCACAGGCUUAUCCAGGGCAGUUUAGCCUCUUGUCCCCUAUGACCCCACAACAAUGUUGGUUCCAAGGCAGACUAUUUCAAUUCUGCACAUAGGCUACUGUAUGACUUAAGACAUAUAGUUAGUAGUACACAUUCAGCAUUGUGAUGUAGUGUCACAAGAGGGUUGAGGCAUAUUUAAAAGGGCCUUUUGAAUCAAGGUAAAUCCCAUUGAAAUAUACCUCUAUCAUCAAAUGGACUGUAAACCAUGAAAAUUAAGGAUGUCUGCAGAUUUGUUAGCUUUUAACAUUUAAAAUGGACCUCUCCCACAUUUGAUAUAAAAACACAUACAGUUUGGUAGGCCAUAACUGUCAUACUAGUGCAGAGGGUAUGGUCAAAUAGAAAAGGCAGAAGUGAUUAGCUAGUGAUUUUCCAACCAUGAAACAAAAUCAUGGUUACAAACUAAAUCUUAAUUUGGAUAAAUGUUACAUAUUUGUUACACGAUAGUGUAUCUGCUGAAAUACAAAAAGUUAUUUCAGACUGAGAAGAUGCAACCAAGAAAAAUACAUCUUCCCAUGACUUUAAUGCCACCUUAGACCAUUAUCAUAAUUCAUAAACACAUCAGGUAUGCAAACCACACAUUACUUUUGAAAUUGAACACUUAGAAAAUAAAGAUACGCCUAAUGCUUUGUAUCUGUCUUGGAAUAAGCAUGGAGGCAUCAGGGAGGCCUUGGAGAAAACCCAUAGCCUAGUCUCAGAUCAUGUUUGUGCUGUCUUGUCAACCCCUAUGGUUCCGACUCACCAUUGGCGUUAACGAAAAACACAAACAGAUCUGGGACCAGGCUAGAGGAACCAUGCCUCAACAAUCAGAUUACAAUACAGCAGCACCACGUCUUCUGCCUUUGAUCCUGCCUAUGCUGUGGUGGACAGCCAAUGGACUUGAUGGUGGACAGCCAAUGGACUUGAUGGGUUGACUAUAGCUUCUAACAUCUUCUCUCUCCCACGUACCUUAUAAAGACCAAACUGAUUUAUGUGGAGAUAUAUGCCAUCUAUUGUACUGCUGUUCUUCAUACCAUUGCUUUGUGCGGUUAUUUACUGGUUUUUACAUUUGUAGUGAUGG